Messenger RNA from Silurus meridionalis, 5194 nucleotides. RefSeq names its product myomesin 2a (gene myom2a). Gene Ontology annotation, molecular function: protein binding. NCBI's taxonomy places the organism in Eukaryota, Metazoa, Chordata, Actinopteri, Siluriformes, Siluridae. Bases 96 to 4769 code for a protein of 1557 amino acids. The transcript is spliced from 39 exons. The record is from RefSeq and is a predicted model, not a curated record.
UCCCACAUCCUUUUCCUCCUAACGCUCACUCGGAGACUGAAAUGAGUUUUGAAAAUGGAGGUAAACGCUAUAUAUAGUCUGAAGUGUCACCAUACAUGGGGUGGAAGAGAGAAGCGAGGCUCGGUCUGAGACAGAGGCAGUAUUUUUGUUUCGCUCAGCAAGACGCUUCCAAGUGCUCUCAGGCCGACCUGAAGCUCUGCGCCGUUCACUUCUCCAGGGGUUCUCCUGACAUGCCAACGAGGGUCAUGCCGCUUUAUGAGAAAACACAGACACAAGUUGGACAUCAGUAUACCAGCUCAAAGCAUGUUGUUCAGCAGACCUCAUCGAGGAAAUCAAGCACCCAGUCAACGAAGAAGAGGCAGGUUGAGGCCACUGAGGUUAUGGCAGAACCAGCCUAUACGGUGCCAGCCUUCAGAAAGAGGGAACCUGAAGGUAUGGAGGAAUAUCAGCGUGUGUCCUCUCAUCUCGGGAGGAAUCUCACAACCCUGCAGGAAGAGCUGCACAGUAUGAGAGUGGCCACUCAUGAGCAAGUGGUGAAUAUUGAGAUUACGAAUGAGGUGAGAGCAAUGAAGUACAUCAGAAAAGAGCUUCCUAUCGAGAUUCCCAAAGCCCCAGACUUCCUGCUGGGUCUGAGAUCUCAUACUGUGUGGGAGAAGACUCCUGUCAAGCUUUUCUGCACCGUCUCCGGUACCCCCACCCCUAUCGUCCAAUGGUAUAAGAACGGAGUUCCUGUGGACCCCCUGAGCGCACCCGGAAAAUACAAAAUCGAAAACAAAUACGGAGUCCACAGUCUGAUUAUUAGCAGAUGCACAGUAGCCGAUUCCGCAGUCUACAGCGCUGUGGCUACCAGCUCUCAGGGAAAGGUCACCUCGAAGGCCACAGUGUGUGUGAGAAGACCAUCGGGGGCUGCAGAGAGCUCUUAUCUACCAGGCCAUGCACCUUUGCCCUCUGAUAUCCGUCGUAGCAAGCUAGAAGUGACCCUGCUCGAUAGGUUUGGAGUGACAUUUGGCACGGAGGGCGAGUCUUUGACUCUGGUGGCGAACAUGGUGGUGGUGCCUGACCUUCCUAACCUGCCACCAGAGGUUAUGUGGUAUAGAGAUGAAACUUUACUGACACCAUCUAGAUGGGCUGAGAUGUAUGUCGGUGGUGGUUCUGCCAAGCUGACUUUACCCCACCUGAACAAGGAUGACGAGGGUCUGUACACUCUGCGCAUCUGGACCAAGGAAGGAACGACUGAGCACAGCGCCUACCUGUUUGUCAAGGAUGCUGCACCCUCAGUAGUCGGAGCCCCAGGAGCCCCUAUGGAUGUCGUAGCCUCCGAUGCCAAUAAGGAUUAUGUCCUCGUCUCCUGGAAGCCUCCCAACACCACCAGCGAGCCACAAAUCACCGGUUACUUUGUGGACAGUCGCAAAUCUGGAACUGCAAACUGGGUCCAGUGCAACAGCACCCCAGUUAAAGUGUGUAAGUUUCCUGUGCAUGGACUCACAGAGGGGGAUUCCUAUCAUUUCCGAGUCCGGGCCGUGAACAGCGCAGGCAUCAGCCUGCCGUCCAGGAUGUCCAGUGGAGUGACUGCUGCUGAUGUGGAAAGCGACGUAGAAGUGAUUAAAAUCGAGGGGAAGUAUGAUAUUGCAAUUCGUCAGGAGGAACUGCAAGAAGUGUAUAUCACAACGCCGGGACCCCCGACCGACGUGCAUGCUACUGAAAUAAAUCAAACGUAUAUUGUUCUGAGCUGGAAACCACCCAUUCCUCGAGGACGGGCAACUGUGUGGUACCUCAUUGAGAAGUCAGUGGGUGAGAGUAACUUGUGGCAGAGAGUCGACACGGGUGUACAAAUACGCUCACCACGUUGCCCUCUUUACGAACUGGAGGACAAGAAAGCGUACCGUUUCCGCGUUAUCACGGUCAACAAGUACGGCCCAAGCGAGCCAUCAGAACCCUCUGCUCUCAUCCAGAAGGCAGACCCUUAUGGCAUCGUUCCAAACAUUGGGGUUCCCUCAGCUCCAGGUCAGGUCAGUGCUUCUAGAAACACCAAAACCUCUGCCUUUGUGCAGUGGGAUCCCCCCAAACAGGGCAAAAACCUUGUGGGCUAUUACGUGGACUGCUGCAAGGUUGGCACCAAGGUCUGGACCCCCUGCAAUCACAGGCCUUACAAGCACACCAGGUUUGUGGUCCAUGGCCUGACUCCUGGGGACACGUAUAUCUUCCGUGUCCAGGCGGUGAAUGCCUAUGGUCUGAGCGAGGAGUCUCAGGAAUCUGCUCCACUCUUCAUUGAUGCUGCUUUGGAGCGAGGAGUGGAUUAUGCUGUUCCCUCUGCCCCGUACGCCAUCACUCUACUCAGCUGUGAUGGAGCCUCCAUGACCGUGACCUGGAAACGCCCUAAACACACAGGAGGAAGCAAGAUCACGUCUUACUACCUGGACAAACGUGAAGCAGACUCUGUGUUAUGGAAGGAGGUCAGCUCAAGGCCUGCCACUAGCAGAGUUUAUAAGGUGGAGAAUCUGACCGCUGGACAAUUCUAUGAGUUUAAGGUUCAAGCCUGCAAUAUGGCUGGCGUCGGUCUGCCGUCUGAGCCCAGCGUUCCUUUCGCCUGCGAGGCCUGGACCAUGCCUGAGCCUGGUCCUGCAUAUGACAUCAGUUUUUGGGAGGUGCGAGAUGAUUCCCUCCUGGUGCAGUGGAAGGCUCCGGUCUACACCGGUGCCAGUCCCAUUACAGGAUACUUUUUGGAAAUGGCUAAGAAAGGAUCUUCUGAUUUUGCUACAGUGAAUGCUGAGGCUUUGAAGCAUUGUUAUUCAAGGGUGACCGGUUUGGAAACGGGAGCUUCGUAUGUGUUUAAAGUAUGUGCGGUGAAUGCCUCAGGUAAAGGAAAGGCUUCGGAUGUAUCAGAGGCUGUGUGUGUGAAAGCUCUGCCAGGUACGAAGGAGAUUGUGUGUGGUGUGGACGAGGAGACUGGAGACAUUUUCUUGUCGUUUGAGGCUUGCGACGUAUCCGAGCUCUCCAAGUUUGUUUGGUCGAAGUCCUACAAAGAAAUCAGCGAAUCCAAGAGAGUCACUGCUUCGGUCGCCGGAAGAACCUCCAAGCUGACAUUUGGAAACCCUGAAAAGGAAGAUCUGGGUCUGUAUUCUGUGGCGGUGACUGAGACAGAUGGAGUGUCCUCCAGUUAUACCCUCAAAGAGGAGGAAUUGAAAAAGAUGCUUGAUCUCAGCUACAACAUCAGACAUCCAAUCGUUCCCCUGAAGACAGAGCUGAACUACGAAGUUCUUGAGAAGGGUCAUGUGCGCUUCUGGCUGCAGGCCAAGAAACUCUCCUCUGCUGCAACCUACAGGUUCAUCGUUAAUGACAAGCACAUCACUAGUGCUGAGGAUCACAAGAUUAGCCACAACGCUUCCACUGGAGUUAUUCAGAUGGUAAUCGAACACUUCACAAGGGCCAAUGAGGGCACGUAUACCCUCCAGAUCACUGACGGAAAAGCUAAAAAUCAAAGCUCCCUGGUGCUUGUUGGAGACGUCUUCAAGGCUGCACUGAAGGAGGCUGAAUUUCAGAGAAAAGAACACCUCAGGAAACAAGGUCCUCAUUUCUCAGAGUACCUGUCUUUCUAUGUGGAUGACAACUGCACCGUUAUGCUUGUAUGCAAGUUGGCCAAUGUCAGGAAAGACACAAAAUUCAGUUGGUUUAAAGAAGAUGAAGAAAUCACUCUUGAUGUCGCACCCAACCCAAUGUCUGGAUCCUGUGCUCUUCCGAUCCCCUUGUUUUCCAGAAAGGACCAGGGUAUUUACAAAGCUGUGCUAAGUGAUGAUCGUGGAAAGGACACUUCAGUUUACGAGAUUUCCGGCCAAGUAUUUGAAGAUAUCAUCAACGCCAUUGCCCACAUUGCUGGUUCUUCUGCCUCAGAGUUGAUGUUGCAGUGCACACCAGAAGGCAUUAGACUGCAGUGCUACAUGAAAUAUUACACAGAGGAAAUGAAGACCAGCUGGUUCCACAAGGAAAGUAAAAUCGCCUCCUCAGAGAAGAUGAGAAUCGGAGGCACGUCUGAAAUGGCUUGGAUGCAGAUCUGUGAGCCUGCUGAUAGAGAAAAGGGCCAUUACAUUAUCGAGAUUCACGACGGCAAAACCGCCCACACCCGUUCCUUCGACCUCUCAGGACAAGCAUACAAUGAUGCCUAUGCUGAAUUCCAAAGACUCAAGGCUGCAGCUUUUGCAGAGAAAAACCGCGGCAGAGUAGUGGGUGGACUGCCAGAUGUUGUCACCAUUAUGGAGUAUAAGACCCUGAAUUUGACCUGCACAGUGUGGGGUGACCCCAAACCUGAGGUCACCUGGUUCAAGAACGAACAGGAAGUCGUGUCUGAUGACCACAACCAGAUCUCGUUUGAGAGUGGCAAGUUCGCCAGCCUCACCAUUAACUCUGUCACAGUGGACGACUCGGGCAAGUACAGCAUCAACGUGCGGAAUAAAUAUGGCGGUGAGUUUGUGGAGAUCACCGUCAGUGUGUACAAGCUGGGUGAGAACAUCCCCGAACCCAAGUUGGGACAGAUGAGCAAACCUACCACAACACCGAAGCCAACUGCACCACCCUCUUCAAAGCCCCAGACUCCUGCACCAUCCGUGAAGACCCCCACUUCUACCCCGUCCCCAUUUGGUAAAUCCCCAACCCCAACUCCACCUCAGUCUGCAAAGUCCCCUGUCCCAACUCCCAAAUCCCCCACCCCACCAAGGAGUGCCAAAUCCCCCACUCCACCCAGAUUCAUGAGGUCCCCAACACCCACAAAGAAGUAAACAUGGGUGGUUCCUAUCAGUGGAUGAUUUAGAUGUUGGUUUUGCAAAGCGAAUAGUGCUAGAUAAAAAGUUUGACCACCUAAGUGGUUUAUGAAUCACUAAAUUAUUGGCCAAAAUGAAGAAUAUUCACAAACCCUGUUAGGUUGCCAUUUCCAUCAAAGUGGCUUUUACAAAUCAGUAUAGUCUUUGUUCUAUGUGCAUGAGAUCUUUCAAUAAUGGCUUUAGGUAGAUUUAAUUAGCUCACUCUAGAUCGUAAAGAAAAGUCAAGAAACUGCUGAAUUACGUUGCCUCUAAUUCAAAAAGAUUACGAUUAUAAGGAUUAUGAAAGCAGCCACCAUGAUUGUGAAUGGCAUCUUCAUAUAUAACGCUUAUUCUGUAGCCUCCUAAUGCUUUAUUUUGGCAAUAAAAACAGUGAUUAACUAACA